GCGGGAGGUGGGCGUGGCUCGCGCGCCGCUGCUCGGCCCAGUCCGUGACGUCAUAUAUUCGAGCACGUGACGUCAUCGCUGUGCGCCGCGGGAGGAGCGCGCGGGACGGCGCCGCCAUGAGCAGUGACCUGGACGUGUUUGUGGGGAACACGACACUGAUCGAUGAGGAGGUGUACCGGCUGUGGCUGGACGGACACUCAGUGGCCGAGGCGGUGGCCCGUCGCCUGCGGGGCGGGGUCCUCGAGCGCGAGGGGACGUCGGUGGCCGUGCUGCAGAGCGACACCCGCGACCACUACAGAACGUUCCAGAUGCUGGAGCGGCUCCUGCACGCCCCCCCCCGGCUGCUGCAGCAGCUGCUGUUCCAGAUCCCCCCCGAGAGACAGGCCCUGCUCGUGCAGAGGUACUACGCCUUCGACGAGGCGCUGGCCCGGGAGCUGCUGGGCAAGAAACUCUCCAAGGGCACCAAGAAGGAGCUGGACGAGGUCAGCGCCCGCACAGGGGUGGGGAUCCGCAGCUGCCGCCGCCAGUUUGACAACUUCAAGAGGGUUUUCAAGGCGGUGGAGGAGCUGCGGGGGCCCCUGGCCGAGAACAUCCAGCAGCUUUUCCUGCUGCCCCCCGCCCUGGCACGGGACUACGCCGCCAUCGUGUUCUUCGCCAACAGCCGCUUCGAGACGGGCAAGAGGCGCCUGCAGUUCCUGAGCUUCGGGGACUUCGCCGCCUGCGCACAGAGCAUGAUGGCCCACUGGAGCCAGGGGGCUUUGGCCCCUGAAGCAGCCGAUCCCGACGGGGACCUGCCCAAGUCGUUCCUGCAGGACCUGAAGGAGCUGAAGGUGCUGGUGAGCGACAAGGACCUGCUGGACCAGCACAAGAGCCUGGUGUGCUCGGCCCUGCGGGGGAAGAUCUCGGUCUACAACGAGCUCGAGGCCAAUUUCAAGGCUCUGUCGCGGGCCCUGGUGAACGUGGGGGGGAAGCUGACCCACGCCCGCGACGUGCGCGACUUCUUCGUGGACCUGGUGGAGAAGGUGAUCGAGCCGUGCCGCUCCGACAAGUGGAGCCCGGGGGACCUGAGGCUCUUCCUGACGCACUACACGGCAGCACCCCGAAACCUGCCGGGGUUCAGGCACCAAGCGCUGUGGGAGCGCUACAUGGCCGCCAUCAGCGCCUGCCUGCUGCGCAUGUACCACGACUGACCCCAAACUGCACCCCAAAAAUGGGGACAGCCUCAAGAGCUGCACCCCAAACUGCACCCCUGAAACGGACACAGCCCCAAAAACGGCGUCCUGAGGAUGCGGCGCCCCUGGGAAAGGAAAGGAUCCAGAACCUGCAAUGACCCCAAAAUGGGGGUACCCCAAAAGCUGAAGAUACCCCAAAAGCUGCGCUUGGGCAGCCUCCAAAUAUGGGACCCCAAAAAGGACAGGAAAUGUGAAAACCCAACGGGCCGAGGAUGGAGCAUCAGCACCCCAAAAUUUGGGUGUUUGGGGAACCUGCAGGAAAGGACCCCAAGCACCAGGACACCCCAAACCUGGGACACCCCAAAUCUCGAGGAGCAGCAGUGGCAGCGCCCCAAAAAUUGGGACAUUGGGAACAGGGAGACACCAAAAAAGAGGGGACCCCCAAAUCCGGGACUCCCCAAACCAGGGGUGCCCCUCCCGUGUGACCCCAAAAAUUGGGGUGGGGGUGCAAUAAAGAGCCGGAAUCGAG
Molecule: messenger RNA, 1701 nt
Organism: Zonotrichia leucophrys gambelii
Lineage: Eukaryota; Metazoa; Chordata; Aves; Passeriformes; Passerellidae
Gene: FIBP
Product: FGF1 intracellular binding protein
Exons: 11
Coding region: 117-1190 (357 amino acids)
Biological process (GO): platelet aggregation
Cellular component (GO): nucleus
Molecular function (GO): fibroblast growth factor binding
Source: RefSeq, a predicted model, not a curated record